AUGCUUAAACUAUUUUGGGAAACAGAAGAAAUUCCAAAAUCGAAAGUUCUAUCAGAAACAGAUCUCUACUGUGAAGAACUUUAUAAAAAGACAACAUAUCGCAAAAGUGAUGGUAGAUAUGUUGUAAAACUUCUUUUUAAACAAGAAUUUCCAGAAAACUUGUAUUUGCAAUCUUCCAGAUUCGCAGCAAAAAGUCAAUAUAUUCAUCUAGAGACAAAAUUACAAAAACAAAUAGAUCUUCAACAGAUUUAUAAUGAUAUUUUAGAAGAAUAUAUAACAUUGGGUCAUAUGAGGAAAACAAAUUCUUCCGAAAUUUGUAAAGAUGGAAAGUAUUUUUCAUAUUAUUUACCACAUCAUGCUGUAUUUAGACCGGAAAGCACUUCUACUUCUAAUAUUGAAGAUUACGAGCUGUUAACAGUCACUUUCGGAGUGAAUUGUGCACCGUAUUUAGCUAUACGAACGUUGCUGCAGUUAGCAACAGAUGUAGAGAGACAGUCUCCUUUGUCAUCUCACAUAUUAAGACAUGAAACAUAUGUCGAUGAUAUUUUAGCUGGUGGACAUACUUUGGCUUCAGCCCUAGAAGCGCAAAGUCAAUUAAUAAAGUCUUUAAAAUCAGCUGGAUUUCCAAUUAAAAAAAUUACGGCAAAUAAUAGCAAAUUAUUAGAAAAUAUUCCAACUGAAGAUAUUUUAAGUGCAGACUUCUUAAAACUUUACGAUUCGAGCUCUACGAAAACGUUAGGUAUUCAGUGGAAUGCAUACAGUGAUUCCUUCACUUAUAAAGUCAAAAUUCCCGAUUUCGCAUCAAAAGUAACAAAAAGAACAAUUUUAUCCGCGGUGGCUAAAUUGUUUGACCCCGCAGGGUGGCUAACGCCCAUUAUUGUUCAAGCAAAGAUCCUUCUACAGGAAUUGUGGCAAGAUGGGGUCGAAUGGGAUGAAGAUGUGAAACCUCAGACUCUUUCAAGGUUGAACAUUUUCUUAGAAGAUUUUAUACACAUAAGAUCCAUUCAAAUCCCCAGAUGGAUCCAUUUCCAUCCAGAUAGCAAAAUCCAGAUCCAUGGUUUCUGUGAUGCAUCUGAACAGGCCUAUUGUGCAACAAUAUACAUUCGAGUGGAAGAUUUGUCUGGCAGACAUUCUAAUCUGCUAGUAGCGAAAAGCAAAGUUGCGCCGUUGCAACGUGUAAGUCUUCCUCGGUUAGAGUUAUGUGGGGCAUUACUGCUCUCGAAACUAAUUAAACAAACUCUAACUAACAAUUCAUUUAAAAGUGCUCAACUUUUCCUGUGGUCAGAUUCCACUAUAGUAUUAGCAUGGUUACAAAAGCAUCCAUCAGUUUGGAAAACAUAUGUUGGCAAUAGAACAUCUCAAAUCAUUGAAAAUGUUGGUAAUGCUAAGUGGAACCACGUUUUAACCCAUGAAAAUCCAGCAGAUCUUGGAACACGAGGUUGUAAACCACAAGAUCUUAAAGAAAAUCCUUUAUGUUGGUAUGGACUAAUAUGGCUACUUGACUCCCAAGACAAUUGGCCUAAAUCUAACCCACCUGCCAUAGCUCUUACGGUACAAAGGAAAGUUGAAGUUCACUGUUCCGUUACAGAUGAACUCAAUAUAAUACAAAGAUUUUCUUCAUAUCGGCGAGCCCUCGCCGUAAUAGCAUAUAUUUAUAGGUUCAUACGUUCUACUAAUAAAAGAUUACAGAAAACUAAGUUUGAAAGUUUAACGCUCUCUCACGAAGAGCUUAAUAACGCAAAAAUUGUAUAUAUUAGACUAACGCAGAAGUUUCAUUAUUCUGAAGAUUUAAAGAAUCUUUCGGAUUCUAAGCAUAUUUCAAGGAAAAGCUCUCUGCUUACUCUAAAUCCAUUUCUCGACGCUCAAGGUCUUAUGCGGGUUAAUGGUAGAUUAGCUAUUGCUCCGCUUACGUACGAUGAGCGAUUUCCCAUAAUUAUCCCUAACUCUUCUCAAUUUUGCAAAAUUUUUCUGGAGUUUGUCCACAAAACUCUAGUCCAUGCUGACAUAACCCUUAUGAUGAGCGCAGUAAGAAGCCAGUUCUAUAUUCCUGGUUUAAAAAGAACAGUCAAGAAAUGCGUUCAUCAUUGUCUAACCUGUGUUCGUUACAAACAACAAGUGAAAUCGCAAAUAAUGGCUGCACUGCCAAAAGAGAGAUCCACUCUCUCAUUACCGUUCUCACAUACGGGUGUCGACUUUGCUGGUCCAUUUCAGAUCAAGUCUGGCAAUUUGCGAAAUUCACCAUAUAUGAAAGGUUACGCAUGUAUCUUUGUAUGUUUUGCUACAAGAGCCAUUCAUUUAGAAGCUUGCUCUAGUUUAACAUCAGAAGCAUUUCUAGCUGCUUUUGCACGAUUUAUAGCUAGGCGAGGAUUGCCAAAAUCAGUUAUGUCGGACAAUGGUACAAAUUUCAUAGGCGCUAGUAAGUCAUUGCUAAAGGAGUAUUCGUUAUUUCUUAAACAAUCCUCCAAGGAUAUAACAGAUAAAUAUGCAAUUAAUGGACUUGAGUGGAAGUUCAUUCCACCUAGCGCCCCGCAUAUGGGAGGUUUAUGGGAAGCUGGCGUUAAAAGCUUCAAAAUCCACUUCAGGAAAAUUGCAGGCGCACAUAAAUUUAAUUUUGAAGAGUUCUCUACUCUGCUUGCGCGAAUAGAAAGUGUUCUAAAUUCACGACCAAUAUCACCGAUGUCAGAAGACCCAGAUGACCUGCAGGCCCUUACUCCGAGUCAUUUUCUGCGCGGUGCACCUUUGGUAUUCGCGCCAGAAAUACCGCCUGACAAUUUGUCGUUAUUGAAUCGCUGGGAACGACUGAAAGCACUCCAUCAUAAAUUUGGUCAACGAUGGAAAAAUGAGUACCUUCAGGAGCUACACAAGAGGUACAAAUGGCAGAAUCCACGACGGGAUCUACAGACUGGUGAUUUCGUUAUCAUCAAGGAUGAGCUUCUUCCUCCAUGCGACUGGAGGUUAGGCAGAAUAGAAGCCGUACACGUUGGUCGGGAUAAGCGCGUAAGAGUCGCUGAUGUUAGAACAUCUAGUGGCGUCGUGACCCGACCAAUAGUAAAAUUAUUCAUGAUCCCGUUAUGUGAUUAG
Messenger RNA from Lucilia cuprina (Australian sheep blowfly), 3081 nucleotides. RefSeq lists its product as uncharacterized. The record is from RefSeq and is a predicted model, not a curated record. Gene Ontology annotation, molecular function: nucleic acid binding. Gene Ontology annotation, biological process: DNA integration. The transcript has a single exon. Bases 1 to 3081 code for a protein of 1026 amino acids. NCBI's taxonomy places the organism in Eukaryota, Metazoa, Arthropoda, Insecta, Diptera, Calliphoridae.